Balaenoptera ricei (Rice's whale) is the source of this 4420-nucleotide messenger RNA. It is a transcript of the gene IPO11, whose product is annotated as importin 11. Gene Ontology annotation, biological process: protein import into nucleus. The record is from RefSeq and is a predicted model, not a curated record. The transcript is spliced from 31 exons. Gene Ontology annotation, cellular component: cytosol; nuclear envelope. Bases 174 to 3188 code for a protein of 1004 amino acids. NCBI's taxonomy places the organism in Eukaryota, Metazoa, Chordata, Mammalia, Artiodactyla, Balaenopteridae. Gene Ontology annotation, molecular function: small GTPase binding.
GUCGUUUGGAGCCGCGACGCUGAACAUGGCGCGUUCCUAGAAGCCGCUUUCGGCAUCAGUAGGCGGCGGCGUGUGGACUGGAAGCGUGGGGCGCAGGACGAGCUGACGCCGCUUCGUGUUGGAGCGUGGAAGCGGGAGAGCCGGGCCAUUCCGGACCGAACCAAACGGUUUCCAUGGAUCUCAAUAGUGCCAGUACUGUCGUUCUUCAGGUCUUAACACAGGCCACCAGUCAGGAUACUGCUGUGUUAAAACCAGCUGAGGAGCAGUUGAAACAGUGGGAGACGCAGCCAGGUUUCUAUUCAGUGUUGCUGAAUAUUUUCACAAACCACACUCUGGAUAUAAAUGUAAGGUGGCUUGCUGUGCUGUAUUUUAAAAAUGGAAUUGAUCGCUACUGGAGACGUGUAGCACCUCAUGCUCUCUCAGAGGAGGAGAAAUCUACAUUGCGUGCAGGGCUAAUCACCAACUUCAAUGAACCAAUAAACCAGAUUGCAACUCAGAUUGCCGUGCUGAUUGCAAAAGUUGCUCGAUUGGACUGUCCUAGACAGUGGCCUGAAUUGAUUCCCACUCUUAUAGAAUCUGUGAAAGUACAAGAUGAUCUUCGACAGCACAGAGCGUUGCUUACCUUUUAUCAUGUUACCAAGACCCUGGCGUCUAAACGACUGGCUGCUGAUAGAAAACUGUUUUAUGAUUUAGCUUCUGGAAUUUAUAGUUUUGCCUGCUCUCUGUGGAAUCACCACACAGACACAUUCCUUCAACAAGUUUCUUCUGGCAAUGAAGCUGCAGUUCUAAGUUCACUAGAACGAACUCUACUGUCAUUGAAAGUGCUGCGUAAGUUAACUGUUAAUGGAUUCGUGGAACCUCAUAAGAAUAUGGAGGUGAUGGGUUUUUUACAUGGAAUAUUUGAACGUCUAAAACAAUUUCUGGAGUGCAGUAGAAGUAUAGGUACAGAUAAUGUAUGUAGAGAUAGACUGGAAAAGACCAUCAUUCUUUUUACUAAAGUGCUUUUGGACUUCUUGGAUCAGCAUCCCUUUUCAUUUACUCCUCUAAUUCAGAGAUCACUGGAAUUUUCUGUAAGCUAUGUGUUUACAGAAGUUGGUGAAGGCGUUACAUUUGAACGAUUCAUUGUCCAGUGCAUGAAUCUUAUUAAGAUGAUUGUCAAAAAUUAUGCUUAUAAGCCAUCCAAAAACUUUGAAGAUAGCAGCCCUGAAACUCUUGAAGCUCAUAAGAUUAAGAUGACAUUCUUCACAUAUCCCACUUUGACAGAGAUAUGUAGAAGAUUAGUCUCUCAUUAUUUUCUGUUAACUGAAGAAGAACUGACAAUGUGGGAAGAAGACCCAGAAGGCUUUACAGUGGAAGAAACAGGAGGAGAUUCUUGGAAAUACAGUUUGAGGCCAUGCACUGAAGUAUUAUUUAUAGAUAUAUUCCAUGAAUAUAAUCAGACUCUUACUCCUGUACUUUUAGAAAUGAUGCAAACACUUCAAGGGCCCACUAACGUGGAAGAUAUGAAUGCACUGUUAAUCAAAGAUGCUGUGUAUAAUGCUGUUGGAUUAGCGGCUUAUGAGCUGUUUGACAGUGUUGAUUUUGAUCAGUGGUUUAAAAACCAGCUUCUUCCAGAAUUACAAGUCAUUCACAAUAGGUAUAAGCCAUUGCGACGCAGGGUGAUUUGGCUCAUUGGUCAGUGGAUUUCUGUGAAAUUCAAGUCUGACUUAAGACCCAUGUUAUAUGAGGCAAUUUGUAACUUGCUUCAGGAUCAAGACUUAGUGGUCCGUAUUGAAACAGCUACCACUCUGAAGUUAACUGUUGAUGAUUUUGAGUUUAGAACAGAUCAGUUUCUACCGUAUUUGGAAACCGUGUUCACACUACUCUUUCAGUUACUGCAGCAAGUUACAGAAUGUGACACAAAGAUGCAUGUUUUACAUGUCCUUUCUUGUGUGAUUGAAAGAGUCAACAUGCAGAUACGACCGUACGUAGGGUGUUUGGUACAGUAUUUGCCUCUUCUUUGGAAGCAGAGUGAAGAACACAAUAUGUUGAGGUGUGCUAUUCUGACAACACUUAUUCAUCUUGUUCAGGAUACCUGUUUUCUGUACCUGUCUUCUUCCUUGUUUUACUUCCUCUUUCUGAUGGAGCCCAUAAAUGCCAGUGGCAUUCUGCAAAAGGGAUUAGGAGCAGACAGCAAGAACCUGUACCCUUUCCUGCUCCCAGUUAUUCAACUGAGUACAGAUGUUUCCCAGCCUCCACAUGUUUAUCUUCUGGAAGAUGGUUUAGAAUUAUGGUUAGUGACUUUGGAAAACAGCCCAUGUAUUACACCAGAGUUACUUCGUAUAUUUCAGAAUAUGUCACCACUUCUAGAACUAAGUUCAGAAAGUCUCAGAACCUGCUUUAAGAUCAUCAAUGGUUAUAUCUUUUUAUCAUCAACAGAAUUUUUACAGACAUAUGCAGUAGGUCUAUGUCAGUCCUUUUGUGAACUGCUAAACGAAAUUACUACAGAAGGUCAAGUUCAAGUGUUAAAGGUUGUGGAAAAUGCCCUUAAAGUGAACCCAGUAUUAAGCCCGCAAAUGUUUCAACCAAUUCUACCCUGUGUUUUCAGAGGUAUUAUAGAAGGGGAGAGGUAUCCUGUAGUGAUGUCAACGUAUCUCGGCGUUAUGGGUCGAGUCCUGCUACAAAACACUAGUUUCUUCUCCUCACUACUUAAUGAGAUGGCACAUAAAUUUAAUCAGGAGAUGGACCAGCUUUUGGGAAAUAUGAUUGAAAUGUGGGUUGAUCGCAUGGACAAUAUUACCCAGCCUGAAAGAAGAAAACUUUCAGCUUUGGCUUUGCUUUCUCUUCUGCCAUCUGAUAAUAGUGUUAUCCAAGAUAAAUUCUGUGGGAUUAUAAACAUCUCAGUGGAGGGCCUACAUGAUGUUAUGACAGAAGAUCCUGAAACGGGAACUUAUAAAGACUGUAUGUUAAUGUCUCAUCUUGAAGAACCAAAAGUAACAGAAGAUGAAGAGCCACCCACAGAACAGGAUAAGAGGAAAAAGAUGCUGGCCCUGAAGGACCCCGUGCAUACCGUGUCACUGCAGCAGUUCAUCUACGAGAAGCUCAAGGCCCAGCAGGAGCUGCUGGGAGAGCAAGGCUUCCAGUCCCUCAUGGAAACGGUGGACACCGAGAUCGUCACCCAGCUACAGGAGUUUUUGCAGGGCUUCUGAGAGCACGUGACAUGUGGCUGAGAUGACCAGCCUGCCAUCUGUGUGUGAGAGCCUGCUGAGACGAUGGAGAAAUCCCUUGUGUAUUGAAAGAAAGAUGGGAAGACCACACGUUUUUUUACUACAAAAUUCAGCAAAUAAAUGUAAAUCCUGCAUAUCUAAAAUCACAAAACUAUUCCUCAAAAGAAUUUAAUUUUAUAUUUAUGAGGGCCCUGUGUUUACUAAAGAUAGAUUUGACAACAAUAGCUGCUUAGUUUCCUGUUAAGAGAAGAAACUGUUACCUUUUAAUCAUGUGCUCUUAACACUUGAGAAGAAGAAGGCUAAUGCCUGAGAUGUUUUUCUGCAACCAAAAUUAGUUAAAUUUGGCUGCCUUAUCCCUUUUUUAAGUUAAUGAGACUACAAGUUUGAAAAAUGGCAAAACUGUUCAGAUGAUGAAAUUACAAAAAUUUGUGUACCAGGCAAAAGAAUAUGAAUAGUGACAAAUAUACAUUACUGAGAUUAUCUUGCAAGGGAGUUGCUUUCAUCUGACAUAGAAAACAUGUUUUAUCAGACAAAUGCUUUUAUUUUCAUUCUAGUAAUUUGAUAUGGGAAUUAGUAAUGGGAUUUUUUUCUUGUGUUAUUUUCAGUAAUUACAUUUAGUCUUUAAAUGCACAUUGUAAGGCCCGCAGAUGUGAACCUGUGGUACUGCAGGGCCAGGUGGGAGACCUCUGGUCGUGAUUUGAUCCUAGUUCCUUUGUUAUCCCUGGAGGCCAGGAGCCCUGUGAACACUGACAGGAACCAGCAGCCACAGAUCCCCUGUGCUGCGAAAUGGCUGUGACAGGCUGUUCAGCACUUACCCAUCUCAGGUUCCUCAGUGCAGGGGUACAUCAGGGCCUCGAAGAUAUGGGUACACGUGGAGGACUCAGCAGCGAUCCCCAGGGUACCGACACUGAUGUGACAAGUCUUCCUUCCUUAUUCCUCUAACAUGCAGUACCAAAAACGGGGAAAAAGGAGAAAAUAAAGCCUUACUUUGUUUUACUUGCCAUUGACUGUAAGGAACGUUUAAAACAUUUUAAAGAAAAUACUCAAAAGCAAGGUUGGAAAAUGUCUGAUCUUUCUAUAGAAAGUUGGGUACAGUAUGUAACUGCAGGAAACCCACUGCCCUUUGUAAGUUGUGGAACCCAAAGCGUAUGGAAAUAUUUGAUGUUUUAAGCAAAAGAAAGAAAAUAUGGUCCAAAUUAAAUUUUCCAAAGAUA